CACGUUAUAUUGUUUUGUUACUUUUUAUGUUAUCUUGAAACAUCCGCGGAACAAUCUGUGUUGAUGUUUCGGACGUGAUAUUUGUUUCGCAUCAGUGUACGUUUUUGUAUGUCUGUAUAGUCAACCCCUAACAUUCCGACAAUGGACUAUUCCGUCGUUAGGCCUUUGCAGUAGGGAGUUGUUUGGCGGACUCCGCAAGUUUUUCUUUACUUUACAUGUUAUUUUUGUUUCUCUAAAGAAGAAGAAAUUCAUCGUUUUUACCAUUGCUUGCCUCGCUGUUUAUGCGGUGUGUCGACGGACUAAACAAACACAGUGUUUUGGGCGUGGUACACAACUAGAGAUCCAAAGAAAGAAGGAAGGCAUCGGUGACUCGGAGCUGAGCUUAUGAUGCCGACGUUGCGGGACAGCACCAUGUCCCACCCCGGCGAGAAUUCUCACCAAGUCCGGGUGAAAGCGUAUUAUAAAGGGGACAUCAUGAUCACUCAUUUUGAGCCGUCCAUCUCAUUUGAGGGUCUGUACGGGGAGGUGAGGGACAUGUGCUCCAUGGACAACGACCAACUCUUCACCAUGAAGUGGAUCGAUGAGGAAGGUGACCCCUGCACUGUGUCGUCACAGUUGGAGUUGGAAGAAGCACUGCGUCUCUACGAACUCAACAAAGACUCAGAACUCAUUAUCCACGUGUUCCCAUGUGUACCAGAGAAACCUGGCAUGCCCUGUCCGGGAGAAGACAAGUCUAUAUAUCGGCGUGGAGCGCGGCGCUGGAGGAAGCUUUACUAUGCCAGUGGUCACGCCUUUCAGGCUAAGAGAUUCAACCGGCGGGCCCACUGCGCCAUCUGUGCAGACCGUAUCUGGGGUCUGGGUAGACAAGGAUACAAAUGCAUCAACUGCAAACUGCUGGUGCACAAGAAGUGCCAUAAACUGGUCACAGUGGAGUGUGGCAGACCAAUGUUCCAGGAAUCAAUGAUGCCUGGUGGAACACCAUCAAGUCCAUUAGACCCAACUGAACAGCCAGGCCCCCAGAAUAAAGACUCCAGAGAAAGCUUGCCUUACGAUGGAGAGGAGAAAGAGGCGCGGAGCAGUAGGGACACGGGUAAAUCGCCUUCCAGCCUUGGUCUGGCAGACUUCGACCUGUUGAGAGUAAUCGGCAGAGGCAGCUACGCCAAGGUGCUGCUGGUGCAGCUGAAAAAGACAGAGCGGAUCUAUGCCAUGAAGGUGGUGAAGAAGGAGCUGGUCAAUGACGAUGAGGACAUUGAUUGGGUCCAAACAGAAAAGCAUGUAUUCGAGCAGGCCUCUAAUCAUCCCUUCCUGGUUGGCCUCCACUCCUGUUUCCAGACAGAAAGCAGACUGUUCUUUGUUAUUGAGUAUGUGAAUGGUGGAGAUCUCAUGUUCCACAUGCAGAGACAAAGGAAACUCCCAGAAGAACAUGCCAGAUUCUACUCAGCAGAGAUCAGUCUGGCACUCAACUACCUCCACGAGCGGGGAAUCAUCUACAGAGAUCUGAAGCUGGACAACGUGCUGCUGGACUCUGAGGGACACAUCAAACUUACAGACUAUGGCAUGUGCAAGGAGGGCUUGAGACCAGGGGACACAACGAGCACUUUCUGUGGUACCCCCAAUUACAUUGCCCCGGAAAUACUGCGAGGAGAGGACUACGGGUUCAGUGUGGACUGGUGGGCGCUGGGCGUGCUGAUGUUCGAGAUGAUGGCAGGCCGGUCGCCCUUCGAUAUUGUAGGGAGCUCGGACAACCCAGACCAGAACACAGAAGACUACCUCUUUCAAGUCAUAUUGGAAAAACAGAUCCGAAUUCCCCGCUCGUUGUCAGUCAAAGCCGCCAGUGUCCUCAAGGGAUUCCUCAACAAGGAUCCUAAGGAGCGUCUAGGCUGCCACCCUCAGACAGGCUUUGCCGACAUCAUGGGCCAUCCGUUCUUCCGAAACGUCGACUGGGACCUUCUGGAGCAGAAGCAGGUGGUCCCUCCAUUCAAGCCCAACAUCUCAGGGGAAUUCGGACUGGACAACUUCGAUGCUCAGUUCACCAACGAGCCCAUCCAGCUCACGCCUGAUGAUGAUGAUGUCGUGAAGAAAAUCGACCAGUCUGAGUUCGAAGGCUUCGAGUAUAUCAACCCACUCCUGAUGUCGGCGGAGGAGUGUGUGUGAGCAACGCAGCGUCUGCACUCGCUCACACACACCACCCACACACACACACUCAUGCACGUGUUUUACGUGGCGUCUCAGUGUCCUCAAGCUGCAUGGUUACGAGACAACCUGACGACAUCAACCUUCUGUUCCAGGACCGCACAUGCACAGUAGAACGCUUAUUUGCCAAAACCAGUCUCACACUCAGCCAUUUAUAACCACUUGCCCUUAAGCCUACCUUCUUUCUUAAUUAUUUUUAUAUCAUGUAAAUCUGCACUGAUAUCAACUUUCUCAUCGGGGGCCUCUUUAUUGGUAGCCAACAAGAGGCUACAAAGUUCUUCCAAGGUUGCUGUACAGGGGGUGACGCCCUGACACAUAAACUGAACAUCCUCUCCUUACAGCUGGUGGGGUGCUUACAAUGCAUAUUUUAUUUGUGUAUAUAUAUGAAUCUACUAUUGAGGAUAAAAAGUUAGACAAGGCCUUUUUAGCUUCAAGCCAUAGUCUGACAAAACAUAAUCAUCAUAAAAUCAUUUUGAUUUUUGUGGCGACAUCCAUUCUGUAGAUUAAAGAAGAAUCAUAAGACUAGCCUUUGAAAAAAACAAAAAGAUAAAAAUCUAUAUAUUUUUCUCCUUUUUGUUUUUUUAUUUAACAACAUAGCAGUCAUUAUAUAUAUGUUGUUCUGAGCAUUUAAUGUCCAGCCUGACUUAUGGAACCAAAAUGGUUCAGGCUUUUGUUGUUUUGACGAACACACAACAUCUGGAAAACAGAAGGUGUCUGCUUCGAGUCCCUUCUCCCAGAAUGAAGGAAACAGAAGCAUCCAACCAACACUAGUAACGAGUGAAUACUCUCAAACUGUGAAUGAAAGAGCUCUCUAUGCAGGGAAAUGGGCUGGAAGAAAAGCACAUAAUACCUGAACGCUGGAACAGAGGUUACAUAUCGCUGUGCAGAGCCUCCAUGAAACAAACAUUCACACCAGGACCAAACAAACAUUUUUCAGAAAAAUGUCUUGCUGGUACGAAUAAGAAGGUACAGUAAGGAAGAUGUGCUGUCCUAUGUCAUAGAAUUUAUAUAUACAGAUUUGUUUUUGCUAAUUUUUAAUACUAUGCCUUUUGGAAACAUAUGGUCUGGUCUCUUUUUUUGUACUUUCUCCAUUCCAUGUAUGUCUUUUGUUAAAAUCAAAAGUGAUUGUUACGACGAGAGCUCGAUUUAAAGUCCAAAGUCGUGACACAGGGCAGGCUUGAGAACUGUACACUGUGUCUGUCGAACCCACUGUUCAUCUUCUGAAUUAGACAUUUUGUAUAACUGCUUUGAAGCAUCUGAAGGCUCUGUAGAGCCGCUCUCCACCCCCUGACACUAAAAGUGAUGGUGCAUGAACCUCCAGACACUCAUCCAAUCGAAGCUUCUCUCUACUUUUUGUUUUGGGCUCACGUGGUGACCGGAGGAGGAACACGUUCAUCUGUUACACGCAUUACUGUUGUUUCUCUUUUUGCGAGUCACAUUUUAAUUUUAAUUUUUUUUUUUUUUUUAUCACUACAUUGAUUCCAAAAUGUUACUGGGUGAACCCAAUGGAAACACUAUUUGUUGUACUUGUGUUUUGGGGGUGUUUACCACCCAAAGGACUCUGCUGAACUUUGUUAUUAGUGUGCAAAGAAAAAAACACAGACAGUAAAAUAAACAUUUUAUUUCUCUCCUUGUGGUAAUA
Messenger RNA from Acanthopagrus latus (yellowfin seabream), 3835 nucleotides. RefSeq names its product protein kinase C, iota (gene prkci). Gene Ontology annotation, biological process: protein phosphorylation. The transcript is spliced from 18 exons. Lineage: Eukaryota; Metazoa; Chordata; Actinopteri; Spariformes; Sparidae. Gene Ontology annotation, molecular function: protein binding; ATP binding; protein serine/threonine kinase activity. The coding region runs from base 385 to 2154 and encodes 589 amino acids. The record is from RefSeq and is a predicted model, not a curated record.